Molecule: messenger RNA, 1933 nt
Organism: Gekko japonicus
Lineage: Eukaryota; Metazoa; Chordata; Lepidosauria; Squamata; Gekkonidae
Gene: FPGT
Product: fucose-1-phosphate guanylyltransferase
Exons: 4
Coding region: 149-1933 (594 amino acids)
Molecular function (GO): transferase activity, transferring phosphorus-containing groups
Source: RefSeq, a predicted model, not a curated record
CUUCAACUGAAGCCUGGAGCGCCUGGUGGUUACCCGGGCAACCAGGUUCCUCUCGCCACCUCCCGCCAGAGCAAGCCGGGAAAGGGCGGCGGCCUCGCCUCUCCCACUCCGGAAGCGAGCGAGAGACGCCGGCGAGAGAGGAGUCGCGAUGCUGGUUGGCGCAGAGGCGGAGAUUCUGCUGCAACAAGCCACUCGGAAGCGGCUGGAGAAGUUCGCUCAGCUAAGAGGUAAAAUUGUACCAACUGGAGAAUUCUGGGAUGUGGUUGUAAUAACAGCACUUGACAAAAAACAGGAAAUUGCAUACCAGCAACAGUUAUCAGAAAAACUGAAGAGAAAGGAACUACCUCUUGGUGUUCAUUACCAUGUUUUUGUUGAUCCUCCUGGACCAAAACUUGGAAAUGGUGGAUCCACACUUCAUGUCCUUCAGUGCUUGGAAGAACAUUAUGGUGAUAAAUGGGAUUCUCUUACUGUCAUACUAAUCCACUCUGGUGGCUAUAGUCAACGUUUACCUAAUGCAAGUGCCUUGGGAAAAAUUUUCACAGCUUUGCCUUUUGGAGACCCCGUUUAUCAGAUGCUGGAUUUAAAACUGGCAAUGUAUAUUGAUUUUCCCAUCCAAAUGAAUCCAGGUGUUUUGAUUACUUGUGCAGAUGAUAUUGAACUUUAUAAUAUUGGAGAAUCAGACUUCAUCAGGUUUGAUCAGCCUGGAUUUACUGCAUUAGCUCAUCCUUCCAGUUUGACCAUUGGUAUGACUCAUGGUGUAUUUGUAUUGGAGCCAUCUUCUCAUUUGACAGAAAAGAGACAACUUGAAUACCGGUCUUGUAAUCGUUUCCUGCAUAAGCCUAGCAUUGAGAGCAUGCAUCAGUCUGGAGCAGUAUGUUUAAUGAGUCAGUCAUCUCCUUCUGAAGGGAUGGGAGACUCAACACUGAACUCUGAGUUUGUGUAUACAGAUAGUCUGUUUUACAUUGAUCACGCCACUUCAAAACUGUUGUUGACAUUGUAUAAACAAAUAGGCAAGCUUUGCUGUGAAAUAGAUGCCUACGGUGACUUUCUGCAGGCACUGGGACCUGGAGCAACACUGGAUUAUGUUAAAAACAUAGAAAAUGUCUCGAAAGAAGAAUCAUGUCUAGUGGAAAUCAGGGAGAAAAUAUUUAGGCUUCUAAAAGGAUUGCCUCUCAAUGUUAUACUGUUAAAUAACUCCAAAUUCUAUCACAUAGGGACUACACACGAGUACUUGUUUCAUUUAACUUCUGAUAGAAAGCUGCAAUGUGAAAUGGGUUUGCUUCCGACCAUUUUCAGCAUCUGUCCAAAGAGUGCAGAAGAUUUGGAGAAAUCAGCAUGUAUUAUUCAUAGCAUACUCAGUCCCAUGAGUUGUGUAGCACAGGGCUCAUUAGUCGAGUACUCCAGGCUGGGAUCCGAGGUUUCUGUGGGAACUAACAGUAUCAUCAGUGGUUGUUGUAUCGAUACAAAAGCACACAUACCACCAAACACAUUCAUAACAACACUAAGCAUGAGGAUUGAUGGAGAACUAAUGUAUGCAAGCAUGGUGUUUGGUAUAGAAGACAACUUGAAAAAGAAUGUAACAAAGUUGUCAGAUGUGCACUUACUUCAUUACUUCGGAGUCAACCUUGGAGAAUGCUUAGAGCUCUGGGGCCUGAGAGUUUCAGACCAGCUCUUUUCUGGUCACAAGUCAGCUUUAGGUUUAUGGACAGUUCGGAUUUUCCCUGUUUGCUCCACUCUAAGUGAUUCGGUGGAAGUGUCAUUAAGGAUUUUAAACUCUGUGAAGAACAUGUCACCUUUUCAGCUGGGUGGCUUGAAGCUAUUGUCUGUUGAAGAAAUGCUUUGCUACAAAGACAUAGAAGACAUGUUGAAGUUCAGGCAGCAACUUUACGAAGAAAUCACUCUGCAGAGAUUGAAACAGAAAUCUGAUUUGUAA